This is a messenger RNA of Macrosteles quadrilineatus (aster leafhopper), 1017 nucleotides long. Its product is annotated as segmentation protein Runt-like. NCBI's taxonomy places the organism in Eukaryota, Metazoa, Arthropoda, Insecta, Hemiptera, Cicadellidae. The record is from RefSeq and is a predicted model, not a curated record. Gene Ontology annotation, biological process: regulation of DNA-templated transcription. Bases 1 to 1017 code for a protein of 338 amino acids. The transcript has 5 exons. Gene Ontology annotation, cellular component: nucleus. Gene Ontology annotation, molecular function: ATP binding; DNA-binding transcription factor activity, RNA polymerase II-specific; RNA polymerase II cis-regulatory region sequence-specific DNA binding.
AUGCAUCUCCCUUGUUCGGAUCUCGGCGGCAAAGGGAUGACGACUGACCUGUUCGCCGGGGUGUACGAGACCCUGCAGGAGUACCAUGGUGAGCUAGUGCAGACCGGGAGUCCUGCGAUCCUGUGUACAGCACUGCCGACACACUGGAGGUCUAACAAGAGUCUCCCCAUAGCCUUCAAAGUGGUGGCUCUGGACGACGUGACGGACGGCACCGUGGUCACCGUCAAGGCGGGCAACGACGAGAACUACUGCGCCGAGCUGAGGAACUGCACCGCCGUCAUGAAGAACCAAGUGGCCAAGUUCAACGACCUCAGGUUCGUCGGCAGAAGUGGCAGAGGAAAGAGUUUCUCGCUGAGUAUAGUGAUCAACACCUCCCCCUACCAAGUGGCUUCCUACUGCAAGGCGAUCAAGGUGACAGUGGAUGGUCCUCGCGAACCACGGAGUAAGUCGAAUUUCCACUACCAGCACCCUGGAGGCUUUGGGCCGUUUUCCCUGAUACCUCCCCAGUGGCUUGAUGCCACAUACAUGAGCUACGCCUGGCCAGAGUACUUCAGGAGACCCCAGGACCUCUGUAAACUACCACCUCCACCCAUCUGCCACCUGCCCAAAGGUUCCGCCACCAGCCCCACGACCGCGAUGCCUCCAGAGUUCUUCCUGCCCCCGCCCACGCUAGGUCUGUCCCCCGCCGCCUACACUCACCUGCUGCACUACCCAGGGAUGGACCUGCUGACUCCAGGGUCACCUCUGAGGAAGCCGUCCCCUCCACCGUCCACCGACACAUCCGAGGCCGAAGAUAGAGGUCCUAGUCCCGGCAGCUUGUCGGUGCGCUCUGCCUUCCAGCAAGUACGGCCCGCCAGGUCUUCGCCCGACACCACCACAGGCACGACGUCCCCCGACAUCGUCGUCACCGCGUCACCUCCCCCUCCCACCACGGACACUCCCGUCAUCUCACCCCCUGGCAAGGUCCUACCGAAGACGACGUCUCAGACGAAAGCCAGUGUGUGGAGGCCGUACUAA